AUGGAGGCGCCGGGGAGCAUCCUGGAGAAGAGUAGGGAGCUGAGCGAAAUUUUGAUCAAGUCCUUCAAAAAUGAAGUGGGCAGCGUGACUUACCUAAACGAGUGCAGAAAUAGAGAUUGCUCAGAAUUUUACGGAGCUUUUUAUUUGGUAUACUCAGACCUGAUCGAUAAGGAAAAGAAUUUAAGCCUUUUCAAGGACCACCUGGUGUUCCUCUCCUUCUGUUACAUGAAUAAAUUAUUAUCAAAACACUACCAUGGGUACCCACAAGAAAGUAAAGUAAGCAUCAGGAACAGUUUUAUUAACAUCCUGUUUUCUCUGCCCAUAAAUUUCAAUCAUGAGUUGGAUGGAAACACACUACAUCUGAAGGAGAAGUCCGUAGAAGCAGUGAAGAAAAGAUUUGCCGAUGUUUUUAUGAACCCAACUAAUUUGUUGAUGAGAGACUACUUGAACGAGAGGGAUAAUUAUCUGAUUCGAUUUUAUAUAAACUCAACGAAGAAUAAGUUCGCUCAGAUUUUUAGCAUUCUCUGUCUGAAGAAUGAGUAUUUUUACUUUAGGUAUUUGUACAAUUUUUUGCUUUUCUUCGUGAGGGAGUUUCUGUCUCGACGCUUGUCCCAGCCCGGCGGGAGCGGCGGGGGGAGCGGCGGCGGGAGCAGCGGUGGGAUUGGCGGUGUUGGCGGUGGGAGCGGCAGCGUUGGCGGUGGGAGCGGCAGUGUUGGCGGUGUUGGCAGCGGAAACGAUGGCGGGUACUUCUCCACCGUGCUGCACAUCUGCCUGAACUUCCUGAGGGAGGUGUUCUACACCAUCAGCAACGAGAGCAGCAGCAACGUCCAGAACAGGCAGCACUUGAACGUUUUCAGGACACUCAUAAUAAACGAGUCCAAUGAGUUGUUCGAGUUUCUUUCCAUCUGUUUUUACGACAGCCUCAGUUGUAGGAGGAGGGGGCAGUUCGAGUUGCUCAUCGAAUGUGUGAAGGAGCUCUUCUUCUUCUUUCCUGCCCACCUGUUCUUCAACCACCGGGGGGGCAGCAACUCCCCGCUGAAGUUCCUCUUAAAUUUGCUCCUUUUGCGCUUCGCGGGGGGGGGGAGCGGCAUGGGAAGCGGCGUGAUAAGCGGCGGAGUGGGAAGCGGAGUGGGACGCGACGGCGAGGGAGGGGAGCACCCCCCCCUGUCGCCGAACCAAUUCAGCGUGCUGUACAGCAACUACCUCCCCGUGAGCGAACUCAGCUGUGUGUCGCCCAGCGUGCAGUCCUUCCUAGCAAAACUGGAGCUGGAGGAACACCUCCUCCUGAUCUUCCUCAACAUCGUCGAAUACAUUUCUAAAAUAAACAGCAAGACGUUUAUCCAGCUGGACGAAAGAGAGUUAAUGCAUUUUCUUGAAAGCUACUUCAACAUAAAUCUCAACAUCUUCGACGUGACUAGCUACUCCUAUCAGAAGCUCUACAUCCGUAUGAUACUAAAUUUAUCGUCUAUCCCCAUCUCAAGUUACCUGCACGAUAAAGACAACAAAAAGAAAUGCCUGCACAUGUACAUAAUUAAUGUGUUCAAAAAUAUUUACCACCCAGAUGUAGAGAUUCUAGCCAAUGUGCUAGCCAUUUGCAAAAAUGUAUUUGAACACAACAGAGAGUUGAUUUACAUAAAGAAUAGGGAUACUGAAUUAGCUAGUCAGGUAUUUAACAUCCACAGGAUAGACAGAGAUAGUAUGCUAGAUCAAAAUAACGAGAAGUUAUUCAAUCAGGGGAUACAGUUUGUUGUUAAUAUGGAAGACUUGAAAAAACUCUUUAUGUUAUUAUUCGUUCGUUUUAUGAAAAUACCGUUGUACUCUGAUCGGAACUGCUUGAAUAAACAAAUGAUGAUAAAUUUUGUGAGUAAUUUUAUUCAUGAGUAUAAUGAGCAGUGGUUUGAGACUUACUUCCGUUACGUUCGGGAGGAGUGUAUGGAGGGAGAUGAAGGGGAGGUGGGUGGGAGUACUUCCAAUCAAGGUGGACGUAGUGACAACACGAAAAAUUUUUUAAAGCAUAAGAUUUUCUCCCUUUUUCGUGUUCUGGUGGGACUUAACCAUGAAGUGUUCACUAUCAUGGUUGAAGUUUUUUGUGAGUUUUUCCGAUUUUACAAGAACAUCAAUGUUGUGAAUUUAUGCAAUGAAUCGAUGAAGGAGUGCAAAGCGGUGGUGACUGAUGGAGAUACAGAAGUGAACGAGGAAGUUAUCUCUUUUCAGCUUCUACCCCCUGGAGAGAAGGAGACCUACUUACAAGGGAUAAUGUACUUGAGGGAUUCCCUAUCGAAGCGAAUUAUCGGAAAAAGUGGAUACGAAGCAACAGAGAUGGAUAGGAAAAUGCAACAGGCGGUCACUUGGAAGGGACUAGAAACGAAUUGGGACCGUUCCGAUCGGGGAGAAGAAUACAUAGAGGAGUUAAAGAAGAGGAAGGAAAGGAUCGACCUACAGAUACACAUAAUAAAGUGCAUUCAGAAGUAUGGAGGUUCUCCCUAUUAUGAAAUUAGCCCAGAAUGUAUCAAUAAUCUGCUAAGUUGCUAUAAGGAAAUUUUGAAUGGAGAUUUCAUCGACAUGUGCACGGUGUCGCCCAGCUUUCUCCUUUUCGAAGUGAAGAGACUGCAGUUCCUCUCCGAGAGCACCUACCUGCUGCACUACAAUAAGCAGUGCGCCUUUUACAUGAUGGAGAACUUGCUGCGAAACAUCGUCCAGGGGGAGGCGCCAGGGGGAGCGGCCUCGUCAGGGUUGGCAGCCUCGUCAGGGUUAGCGGCCUCGUCAGGGGUGGCGGCCUCGUCAGGGUUAGCGGCCUCGUCAGGGUUGGCGGCCUCGUCAGGGUUGGCAUCCUCUCCAGGGUUAGCCUCCUCGCCAGGGAUAGCCUCCUCGCCAGGGGUGGCGGCCGGCCGACCCGACGCCAACACCUCGGUGGAGCUAAAAAAAAAUUACUUCGCCAUCUUCACGUCCAUCAUCUCAAACUUGAAGCAUCUAGUGACCAACGACAUGCUGGAGAAAAUGCUAAGCACCUUCCUCGAGUUUAAGACGAGUACCACUCUCUUUAAGUGUAACAAAGAACUGUGCAUAUUUUUACUGACUCUCAUUUCUGUGUUGAAGGCAGAUGACCUGAAUGAUAAGGUGAUCAUAUCGUACUUGAAACUGGUCCUGGAGGAGCUGUUUGUAUUCCUUGGCGAUGUUGGUAAGAGCGUGCCAUCAUUUGAGAGCUUAUAUGAGUUUCUGUUUGGGGACGAGAGGAAAUUGGAGAUAGGAUAUACCCUCUUCGAUGUGCUCAAGGUUGCGCAGACGUACUUCUCCGUGUUUUCCUUCGCCAAGGUGGAACCUCGUCUUCGCUCAGUUGGCGGCGUUGGCUCAGUUGGCGGCGUUGGCGGCGUUGGCGCAGUUGGCGGCGUUGUAGCAGUUGGCGCAGUUGGCGGCGUUGUAGCAGUUGGCGAAGCUGGCCGAAGUGACGAAGCUGGCGUGGUUGGCGGGGAGAUGCUGGAGAACGUGCGGCUGGUGGAGAAUAACGCCUUCCUGCAAAUCAGUUUGGAGUUCUUCGCGAGGGUGAUGCUUGUGUACCCGGGGCUGAACGAGAUGCUGAGAAACUGCAGAUCGUUUGAGGCCCACCCCAUGCUGUGCGCAGAGGUGAGUUACUUCCACCUGAGUGCGAGGGAGCGCGAGAUAGCGAGUUUGUGCACACGGGGGGGCAUUAGCGGUGUUGGCGGCGUUGGCGGAGUUGGCGGUGUUGGCGAAGUUGGCGGCGUUGGCGGCAUUAGGGGGGUUGGGGGGCCCCCCCCCACGAGGGGAGGUGGGAAGAAGUUCAACCUGACGAUGAAGUCGCUGCACGAAAACGUGUGCAGCGUGGUGAAGCGGUUCAUCACCGAAGGGUAUAUAUUUAUGUACAAUGAUGCGGAGAAGCUGUUCCUAGAGGUGCUAUCCCCCGCAUUCGACUACGGCCCGUACCACUUCAUGACUCAAAACGUGGAGCAGGUGUACCUCUGUCUGAGCGAGAAGCUAAGGCAGCAGCUUGGAGAGAGAACCCUAACAGAGUUAGGAGCCAAAUGGUGUGAACAAAUAUUCGCACAGUUUGUAUUAAAGCAUUACAGUUAUUUUAAGAACAACUUCGAGCAUAUUAAGACAGUAAAUGAACAGCUGAAGAGACAAGCAGAUAUGAAAGAGGAGGAGUAUGUCAUGUAUGGUGACCUACUGUAUGAUAGUAAGCAAUAUAUUUUUACCUUUUUAAAAACAUGCAAGAACGCGUUUACAAUUCCAAACGAAUUCAAGAAUAAUCGAGGUGGUAGAUCCUUUUUCUGUCGUUUUUAUCGCGAUGACAAAAAUGAAACGCUGAACACAUUGCUUGUAAUUUUGGAGUUACUCAUUCAUGGUUACGAUUGUAACAUCGUGAAAAGGACGCUAAGUUUAUUUCUGGAUAUUUCAGAUUCGAUUCUGUUGCUUCCUUUUGAGUCUCCUCAUUUUAUGAUAUACCUGGGGAUUCUGAAAAUUAUUUUGCGAUCCUUCUUGUUGUUCAACCCGCCCAUAUUGACUCUGCAGCAGAGGGGGAAGGAUGGAGGUCAGGUCUUUAACAAUACGAGUCUGUUGAAGCGAUACGAAGAGAAUGGAGGUAGGGGGAGAGGAGGAGAUGAUGGUCGCACCCAUGGGGACCUCUAUAAUGACUCCGUCGAUGUCUACACAGGAGAGAUGAACCUUUUUGUAAAGAACGAUCCACAAGAGUUAACCUCAUACCUACAUGUCAUCCCUUCUGCUUUUAUUAAAAUUUGCAAGAAUUACUUCUCCUUGCAAGCGAAGGUGUACCGACUGAAGGAGAGUGGAGACAACACUUCCUUAGAUCAGUUGCUCCAGUUGGACAGUGUAAAGCACUUUGUUUUUCUCUUCAAGGAUGUGGAGGGCUCCUCCUCGUUUGAUUUCCGCACCAUCGUUGCUGACUUGUUCCGGCAGAACAACUGCGACUAUUUGAGGGGCGCGCUCGUGCAGUGCCGCCUCCGCGCCCAGGGGGGAGCCAUGAGUGGUGUGCCAUGA
This is a messenger RNA of Plasmodium cynomolgi strain B, 5013 nucleotides long. RefSeq lists its product as hypothetical. NCBI's taxonomy places the organism in Eukaryota, Apicomplexa, Aconoidasida, Haemosporida, Plasmodiidae. The record is from RefSeq and is a predicted model, not a curated record. The coding region runs from base 1 to 5013 and encodes 1670 amino acids. The transcript has 2 exons.